Molecule: messenger RNA, 672 nt
Organism: Folsomia candida
Lineage: Eukaryota; Metazoa; Arthropoda; Collembola; Entomobryomorpha; Isotomidae
Exons: 4
Coding region: 1-672 (223 amino acids)
Source: RefSeq, a predicted model, not a curated record
AUGUCGCGAACUCCAAAUUUGAGCCGCACCACGACCACCACCACGUUGUCGGACAGUAGUCUGUCAAGGAGAUCAAGUGGUUCAUUCUCUCGGGCGUCGGCGUCGGCGGCGUCGGUGUCUUCAGUGUCCUCUACUUCCUUCACGACCUUAUUCGCCCGUGACGAAGAAGAAGACCAAGAAAUCGGUGACGAUACCUUAAGUGAAGAGUCGCUAGAUUCGGAAAGUGAGGGGUCGCUGGAGUCCUUCACUGAAGGGUCGCUCGAAAACCCAAUCCGAGGUUCAAGCCAAGAAUCGCUGCCAUGCUCGAGUCAAGGAUCGCUUCCUUCUUCCAGCCAAGACUCGCUCGACGGCCCGAUAUCUCCCACCGUCAGUAAAACCAUGAUCCGUGCCGCGAUCGAUAAGGUGGCCGCGAAGCGAUUGACGGAAAGAGGCGUCCCCCGCGCGUGCUACACGCCCAAAUGGAUUUCCAACAAGACGGAACGCAACACGCAGCUAUUCCGAUAUCGACGGCCGGAUGGCGUUGUGGGGGUCACCCUGCAAACCGAAGACGAAGGACUGGAUGAAAUUCCAACGAGACGAGUAUUUACGGGAGCAAAGGAAGUACGAAAAGUCGGAGGAUGCCCUUAUGGAUCUAUUUUUCGAACCUUGGAAGCCCAAAGUGGUUCAGCAUAG